This is a messenger RNA of Mercenaria mercenaria, 2128 nucleotides long. RefSeq names its product putative acyl-CoA synthetase YngI. Lineage: Eukaryota; Metazoa; Mollusca; Bivalvia; Venerida; Veneridae. The coding region runs from base 44 to 1720 and encodes 558 amino acids. The record is from RefSeq and is a predicted model, not a curated record. The transcript is spliced from 2 exons.
UAUUCAUAAUAAGUUCAUAUUCAGGUAUACACAAGAAAUAGUUAUGGAGGGGACGUACGUGAAAAGUCAUGUUAGGAUUGAAAAUUGCCUCAAGGAAAUACGUACAAAGAAUAUUAAGGAAUGUCUGCAGAGAUAUGCAAAGACGAAAUCUAAAAUUGAAGCAUUAGUUUUCGUCUCAACUGAUGGUGAAAGACAGAGCAUUACGUGGUCAAAUCUUUACGAAAGGUCAUGUGCAACGGCUGGUUCAAUGAUACGGCUUGGUGUGAAAAGAAAUGAAAUUGUUGCUAUUAAUCUACGAACAUGUCCUGAAUGGCUUUAUGCAACGUUUGGUGCAAUGAUAGCAGGCGCUAUCCCGGUAAGUGUUUCGUUUACUUAUACAGAUGGUAGCGACUUGGUAGCGAUUAUGGAAAGAAUGAAAUGCUGUUCUCUUCUCAUUAUGGAUCCCGGAUUCGAUAACGUUAAUUGGAACAUUGCUCAGGGGUUACUGGAUGAAUAUAAUGACAAUGGAGAUAUUAAAAGUGCAAAACUACCGUACUUGCGUUAUCUGGUAGGUGUCGGCUUUGAAAAUUGCUCUGAUCCUGUCAAACACUUUCAAGAUUUACUAAAUGGUACGGAUUCUGAUGCUGAUUUUCCCGAUUUAGAGUCUGAAGAUGUCGCAACUAUGUUACAGACCUCGGGAAGCACGGGGGUACCAAAACUUGUUGUACAUACGCAUGCCUCACUCAUCUCUGUGGCUGGUUCCGAAUUAAUAUUAAUUGAUCCAAACUACAAAGUUUUCAACGACCGUCCGUUUAACUGGAUUGGAGGAUUUCCAUUUUCAGUUUUGACAGGGCAAAGCAGGGUGACAAUAUCCGGAUUCUGCGAAGCACCAACAAAUAGAGUCUCUUUCAUGAAAGAUGUCAUCGAAAAGGAACGAUGUUCAUUGAUACUUGCGUUGCCUCCACUGAUGGUUGAGCUUAUACGAAUCCAGGACGAGUUGCCAUCUGAUUGGCCAGUCAUAGGAAUACUUACUGGCGGACAACCAAUGACAAAAGCCUUGACGAAAGUUAUUGGAAAAGCCGCGAAAUUUCUCUGCUGUUUAUACGGUUCGUCGGAAGCUUUGUUUUUAACUCAGUCAUUAGUAACAAAUAGCGAAAGCUUUGUCGAAUACGGAUGUGGUACGCCAUUACCGCUACAAGGGGUGGAAAUGAAAAUUGUUGAUGACUACGGACAAACGGUUCCCGUUGAAACAAGAGGUGAAAUAUACAGUCGAUCUCCGAGUAUGUUCAAAGAAUAUUUCCACAACCAACAGAAAACUGAAGCUGUAAUGACUGGAGAUGGGUGGUACAAAACUGAUGACAUUGGACGCAUGACCGAGAAAGGAGAGUUUUUUGUUGAAGGUCGAAAAUCCAAUAUAAUAAUUUCUGGAGGAAAGAAUGUUUCUCCUGAAAUGUUAGAGCACGUAAUGAAGACUUUUUCUGAAGUUGAGUCAGUUGUUAUGGUACCGGUGCCGGACGAAGUUUUCUAUCAGGUUGUAUGCGCAUGUAUAGUUCUGAAAGCCGGAAGUGACAUCACAGAGCAACAGCUUCGAAUGCAAUGUCAGAAUCUCUAUACAGAUAAAACAGGUCUUUUUACAGUACUUCCGACGUUUUACAUGUUUUUGGAAAACAUUCCAGAAACAAAAACAGGAAAGAUAGAUAGAAAAGAAUUAGAAAGGCUUGCAUGCAGCAAAUUUAGGUAACUCUGUUGCUGUUGAAAGUGUAUGGCUGUCCAACCAUCUGCGCAUACUUUAAAUGUAACAAUGUAUAUCAUACCUAAGAGAAAAUUAGUCAAAUUCGCGAUUCUUAUUGUUUGUGUCAUUUACAGCAUGGUAUUUCUAAAGUUUAGAUUGUUUCAGUCUUGCAUGCCUUUUGUGUUAUAAAUCUUUAAAAUGAACAAAUCGUCCGUUAACAAUAGCACAAUUCUAACGUCGAAUCACAAUGCACGCUUUUGAUAUUGAUAAAAAGCUGCAAACAUGCCCAUGCAACAGAGCGUGAUGACUUCGGAAAAUGCUCCGCCUUAUAAUCAAUUUUGUACAUGGAAGAAAAUCGCUAUUAUGCCUGUAAAUAUUGUUAAAUGUGAUGUGAAAACAAAGGAUAUAUGUAUCAUA